This is a messenger RNA of Vitrella brassicaformis, 1168 nucleotides long. Lineage: Eukaryota; Vitrellaceae. The record is from the annotation of a GenBank genome assembly.
GGGGCAUGCAGGCAUGACGCAGACGACCUUGACAUGGGACUUCCUUCGCUGCUAUACGGGCGAGUUUGACCCCGAGAUCAUCUUCCACCUUUUCCUGCAACACCGAAACAUCGAGAAGAUCCAGGCCCUCGAACCGCUCACGCACCUGCGUCGGCUGGACCUCUCGCACAACCGCAUCACCCGGCUGGAGGGGCUGGGGAGACUCAAAGAGCUGCAGAUACUCGAUGUGUCGCACAAUCAGCUGACCAAGGUGGAGGGGCUGCAGGGGCUGGCAAUGCUGGAGACUUUCAAGGCAUGCGGCAAUCAAUUCACACGGUUCCAGGUGAGUGAUUGAGGGCAGUGCCAUCGCUUUUGCCGUCUCAUCUAUCUGUCUUGGCGUUUGUCUUGCUACAGGAUUUGACCGGCCUGUCGGCCCCACCGAAGCUUCGCGCAGUGUAUCUGGCCAAUCCGGACGCCUCUGACGCAUGCCCCAUCACACUGGCCUCAGACUAUCGCACUAGAAUGCCAUCCAUAGCGCCCAAAUUGCAGGUAUAUCUGUCUGAUGGACGGACGAUGGUCAGGAUGGAUGGACGGAGAGUGAAUUGAUGUGAUUUGUUUGUGUCUGUCUGUGGUGCAGGUGCUCGACGGCCACCGGCUGCAUCUGCCUCUGCUGGCAGUCUCACCACUGGUGUACGAGUCGCUAUCUGAGGACGCGCUCUCACUCGUGUCGGCCCUCCUCCCCGUCCCCUUGCUCAACGCCGAGACGGAUCUCUGUCUCCCUGAGUGCUACGAAGAUCACGUGGCUGAGAGCGUGCUCGACAAGACCAUGCAGCCGAUAGAGACCGCCAUGAGUGAGGCGAAGAAAGUGCUCAAGAGCCUGGAGACCCUCACAGAGCAGAUGGCGUCCACCUCUGUCGACAGUGAAGCGGCGUGUGCCUCACCACGAAGUACGAACGGGCAAGAGGAGGGGGCGGCUGGGAGCAAGAAAGUGGUCAUCCGGCGGGGGGGGUCUAUAGGCUCGACAGCUACACAGACGAGUGUGGGCAGCAGUAAUGCAAGCAACGGGGAGAGAGGGAAUAAGGGCAGUGCUAGGGGCGCACGGACUGCCAGACAGAGAAACGAUUGAUGCAUGGAGUAUGUGUUUUCGUGUGAACUUCUGUGUCAUCCUUGUGUAAAGGCGACAAACACA